Molecule: messenger RNA, 2292 nt
Organism: Mytilinidion resinicola
Lineage: Eukaryota; Fungi; Ascomycota; Dothideomycetes; Mytilinidiales; Mytilinidiaceae
Exons: 2
Coding region: 122-2056 (644 amino acids)
Biological process (GO): protein secretion
Cellular component (GO): endoplasmic reticulum membrane
Molecular function (GO): GTPase activator activity; protein binding; guanyl-nucleotide exchange factor activity
Source: RefSeq, a predicted model, not a curated record
CAAAUACCUAUAAUAUCCCCUACAUAUCCCCUUUGACCCUGUUACGUAGCAUCCUGGACGCAUAUAAUCCUCUCUACAACACCGCCGUGUUUCUACUUCGGUAGCAGUAGCCAACCUACCAAUGUCACCCCCAAUAUCUAUCAGCGAAGCAAAGACCUCGUACCCCAUCUUCGCGGCAACAUUCGCCCACAACCACGCUGGGUAUCUCGUAGUAGGUGGUGGCGGGGGCCCUGGGCGCAGUGGAGUCGGAAACAAGAUCACUGCCUUUGAUGUGAGCUCGCGGGCUCCAAAACUCGAACCCUCCGCCGAACUAGAACUCUCUCGUGAUGAAGACUCGGUUACCUGUCUGGCCAAUUUGGCCACCAAAGACGGCUUGGUCCUCUACGCCGGCCUCAACUCCUCCCCCGCCGACCGCGACGCGAACAAGAACGAACACUUCCGGUCCUUUGAGUUGGAAUACCCAAAGAAAAAGCAGGCUAGGAAGAACGAGAAGGUUACAUCUCAAUUGUCUGAGGCGAAGAUAUCUUUUCUCAGCAAGACGAGUCUGCUCAAGUCACCGGAGUCGGUACCUGCAAAGAAGGAUGGCUACCAACGAUUGCUGCGCCUAUCUCGCCCAAAGCGAAGUGCGAAUGGAAGCAAACGAAUAGGCGCAAUUGCAUCAAGUCUUGCUGGACAAGAAAAUGAGAUCGUGGUCUUCAAUGCCACAACGUCAUCGCCGAAAGCACCAGGCGACAUAAUACAGCGUAUCUCGCCGCAUCACGGAGAGGAAGCGAAUGAUCUUGACAUCUUGGAACCCGAGGAUGGAGAAUUCAAAUUGGUGUAUUGCACGGACUAUUCUGUGUACACAGCGGACAUCUCAUAUGACUUUUCUAAGAAGAAAUCGCGAGAGAAGCUCGAGCCGCCCCGGUCCAAAUACUCAGUACCUUUCCCUGACGUCUUCGAGAAGAAGGGCAGAAACAAGAUUCGUUGUGUACGAUGGCUUUCUCCGUCACACGUUCUACUCCUAUCGAAUUCUCCAAACCGCACCGGAGCAGAGCUUCAGAUUCUGAGGCUCUAUGGAGACACGAUGGGAAGCAUCACAUACCGCAAAACUCUUCCCCGGCACAUAAAACAAGCUACGGACCUGGACGUGUGCGUUUUGGAUGCUGACGAAAAUGGAGCCUACCAAAUAGUUAUAGGUGUGGCCGGCGCCGACUGCUCCACCAGCAUAUUCACUAUUGAUUACAAGGGCACAGCAAAGAACAGCUUAAGUGGCUUCUGUCAUUACAACACUGUCCGCGAUGUCCACCCCUUCCAGAUCACGAAGGUGGUCUUCUCCCCGUUCUUCUCGCCGUGGACGGCUCCCAAUGCCGAGAAGAUAAAACAGCUUGGACCGCAAUAUCUCCGCCUCGCUUCUACUUCUCUAGGGAACACCAUCGUGGUCGACACCAUGACACUGCAGCCCGCCUCAAAUAAGCCGCGAUCCCGAUUUAUCCUCGGGGCUCUUGGAUCUCGAGCGAACAAGUUCGCGUCCUAUUUGUUAGCGCUGAUUGUACUUCUAAUCAGCAUCAUGCUUGCUCAGCCCCUAGUUGACCCCGAAGGUGUCUGGACCCAAGCUCUGGUCCCAGAGAGUAUUCGCAAUGUGGUCAACAGCUUCAAUCCUAUAGAGGUGCCCAUUGAUGAUGCUCGGGCUGCGGCACACUCCGCAAUACCCGAGGCCGUCCGCGAGCCCAUCGCGCGCACGUCGCACCGCCUCCGCGAUCUCCUUCACCUCCAUCACAGCGACAAACACAAGGAGGAAGGGAAGACGAAAGCGGUGAUAGUCCGUGCAGACCCGGAGUCGGACUACAUGGUCUCUACUGAGGUCCAUGACGGCCCGGAGGCGGUCAUCCAGCAACACACAGAGGCGAAGCGCUGGGACGAGCUGAACCAUGAAGAGCGAAGCUGGUGGAAGGAGAAGUUGACGAGCGCGGGCGCGUGGACGGUAGAGGAGGGGGAGACUGUGCUGAAGAGCAUUUUCUUUGGACAGAUAGGUGGCUUUGUGGGGCAGAUGGCGCAGGAAGUGCUGAACGGUUGAUGGGGGUGUGAGACAUUGUGUCUUGAUCGGGUGCCGGCCUGGAGGACUGGCGGUGUGGUAGUGUAGCACUGUAACAAAUUGUUCUUGUUCGUUUCCUUGGAUAUGAUGUGUCUCUCCUUUGAUGUUUGCGCGGCUGUGAUAUCCGUACAUUAAAGGCCCAUGAUGUACAUUUCAAUGCUGUUGCUUAAGUGCUUCAAUACAUGAAAAGUAGCUAGACAGGAUGCAAACUAUCCCGG